Varanus komodoensis (Komodo dragon) is the source of this 3561-nucleotide messenger RNA. It is a transcript of the gene NPHS1, whose product is annotated as NPHS1 adhesion molecule, nephrin. Lineage: Eukaryota; Metazoa; Chordata; Lepidosauria; Squamata; Varanidae. The record is from RefSeq and is a predicted model, not a curated record. The coding region runs from base 1 to 3561 and encodes 1186 amino acids. The transcript has 27 exons. Gene Ontology annotation, molecular function: cell adhesion molecule binding. Gene Ontology annotation, biological process: cell-cell adhesion. Gene Ontology annotation, cellular component: cell-cell junction.
AUGCCCUGGAACGUGGGCGUGUUACUGUUGUACUUUCUCCUGGAACUGACCAAAGAAGGUUGUCUUUCGGAGAACCUUCAGCAGGCCUUCCGUGUGGAACCUGAUAACGUCACCGUCCGCGAAGGAGAGGCAGCUCUGCUAAAGUGCGAGGUGGAAAACCCCUCCGGCAUUGUGCAGUGGGCAAAAGAUGGGCUUUUGCUGGGACCUGACCAGAAUAUUCCUCGGUUCCCAAGAUACAGCAUGGUGGGGGAGCCCGAUAAAGGCAAAUAUAAUCUGCAAGUAGCGAGGAGCCGGCUGGAGGACGACGCCUCCUAUGAGUGCCAGGUGGGCCCCUCUGAAGAAAGUAACGGCAUCAUUUCUCGCAGUGUGCAGCUCACUGUGCUGAUCCCCCCGAAGAAAGCGGUCAUUACUGAGUAUGAGGCCAACAGCACUGUGACCUGGGUGGCUGGCAAGGAAUACACAGUGCACUGCCGGGUGGAAGAUGCCCGCCCUCCAGCUGAGAUUGUCUUCCGCAAAGGUGCCCAUGAGCUGGCAGAUGUGACGUCCAGCACCCAACCUGGCUCUGGAGACAAGCUCUUCCACACUGAGGCCAUGCUGACGAUCACUCCGGAGAGCUCAGACAACCAGCGGCAGCUGCUGUGCAGAGCCUCCAACAUCGCUGCACCGAUCCCAGUGGCUGUUGGCUUCACUAUGAAUGUCCUGUUUCCACCCCAGCCUCCUGUCAUCAGGGGAUACGAUGGCCCUGUGGUAAAAGCCAAGGACAACCUUGUACUGACCUGUGUUUCUUUAAGUGGGAACCCCCUGGCUACUCUGCAGUGGCUGAAGAAUGAUGAAGUCAUUUCCACCAACUGGGAGACUGACGAAGCCAACCAGUUAUCCCGGAGUUCCCUGAGUCUCCGAAUCACAGCGGAUGACAACAUGGCUACAGUGAGCUGCCAGGCCUUGAACACCGUCCUGCCUGCACCCCUGCAGGCUAGCAUGGUUCUGCCUGUGGUUUUUCCCCCUGAAGAAGUGAAAAUCACCGGCUCAAGCAGUGCCCAAGAAAACAAGGAGAUCUCCUUGUCUUGUUCCACGUCCAGCAGCAACCCUCCUGUGCUCCUGCGCUGGUUGCUGGGCUGGAGGGAGAUCAAUGCCACCGAGGCCACAGUCUCAGAGGCAGCGAAUGGUGGGAUGAUCACCGUAUCUAACCUGACAUAUAUAACAAACCGAGAGGACAAUGGGCUGCCCCUGGUCUGCGAAGCCUUCAAUGAAGCCAUCAUGUACACCAAGACUGACACUGUGACCCUCCGAGUAACAUAUCCACCCCAGAAGGUCUGGAUUGAUGUUCCACCCCCAGAAACAUACUUCCGAGCUGGCACCAAAGUCAAGCUCAGCUGUUUUGCUAGUGGAGGGAACCCUGCGCCUCGUCUUGAGUGGUACAAGGAGACCAAGGCAGUAAGGGAUGGAACGUCUUCAGGGUCGGCAGGGAAUAUUGUUUCCAAGGAGCUGAUCUUGACCACUUCGCCCAGCGACAACUUGGCCAUCUACCGCUGCAAUGCCACGGGCCCUUCCAGGACCACGCCAAUCACCGCGUACACCUUUCUGCGCGUCCAGUUCCCACCCCUGCAUGUGACGAUUACGACGGAGGACAAGGAACCAAGACGUGGCCAGACAGUGACUCUGACCUGUAAAUCGGGCAGUAGCCAUCCUCCUGCUAGUCUCACGUGGCUCAAAGAUGGGAAAAGGCUGAAUGCCACCAAUCUAGGGCAGAAGAAAGCAGAGUAUGGAGGCUUCUCUAUCUCGGGAAGGGUAACUCUGGUGGUGUCCUCUGCAGAUCAUGGGAAGAGGGUGGAAUGCCAUGCGUACAGCCCCAUCCUCUCUGAAGGUGUGAAUAGCUUCUACCAGCUCACUGUCCUCUUUCCUCCGGAAUUCUCCUGUGAGCAGCCUCUUGUCGUGCAAACUGUGGAGCAUGAAGCUGUUCUGUUGCCCCUGCUGGUCUCGGCCAGCCCACCUGAGAUCACCUGUCGCUGGAUCUUCCUUGGUGAGGUGCUCUUGACAGAGGGUUCCCCACGGUACCACCUGCGAGAUGGCGGUUCCCUGGAGAUCUGGAACGUGACCCGGGCUGACACUGGCUUGUAUAAGAUCCACUGUGAGAACCCAGAAGGGUACAAUGAGACGACCAUCUUGCUGGACGUUCAGUAUUCUCCAUCCAUCCGCAGCAUCGGAGACCCAACCUACGUGGACCUGGGAGGCACUGCAGAGAUUGUAUGUCAGGCCGAUGCCAACCCUGCCCCGGAGAGCAUGUUCCAGUGGCGGUGGCUGGGUGACUUGGAGCAGAACUUGGAGGAGCUCGGCAUCGAGCUGCGCUCAGAAGGGCUUGUGGGACGACUGCAUGUCCAGGAGGCACAACGAGCUCAUGCUGGUCUGUACGAAUGCCAGGUAGACAAUGGCAUCUCCCCAGCGGCCAGAAGCAGUGCCCGCUUGAUUGUGCGAUACGCACCAGAGAUCAUCAAGGGUCCUGGAGAACGGAAAGUGGCAGCCUCAGGAGAUGGGAGAAGCCAAGCCACACUCCAGUGUAGCGCUCAAGGGGUUCCUAUGGUGUUCUUCAGCUGGGCCAAGAGUGGUGUCUCCCUUGACCUCCCAAACUCCAGGCAUACUGUGGCUACAGACCAUGAGGGCUCCUUGCAUACGAGCACCUUAACCAUUGCCAAUGUGAGCGCAGUUCUUGACUAUGCCACCUUCACCUGCACAGCCAGAAACGAACUAGGCGUGGAUACCCUUGACAUCCAGCUACUUAGCACUAGCCGCCCUGACUCACCAACAGGGCUAAAAGUUGUUGAUGUUUCCCACAACUGGCUGGCUUUGGAAUGGACCCCAGGCUUUGAUGGAGGGCUUCAGCAAAGCUUUCGUGUCAGGUAUCACUGGCCAGGGGCGCCCAGCUUUCUGUAUGUGGAUGUCUUCCCACCACAGUCAACCGCUUUCACCCUCACUGGCCUGUAUCCAAACACUCUCUAUAAUGUCUCCGUCAAUGCUCGGAACGGGCUUGGUGAAAGCGACUUUGCGGAUGGAGGUGUGGGGCUCAGCGUUACCACUGAAGGAACUCAAGGAGCAGCAAAGGCAAAAGUGAGAUUUGGGAACAAUUAUACCGUGUUUAAGUGGCUGAAAGCUGGUGCACAACCAGAGAAGCUGGAGGAGCACAGCUCUGAGGGUAGCUCUGCCAAGACGUCAACGACUGGUUCUGGGGCCACUUCCCAUACCUGGACCCAGCUGGGCCACCAAGCUGAUAGUGAAACAGAUGCUAGCGCUGCAGGUCCCAGCAUUCCACCCCGCUGGCCUGGCUCCCCGGAGCUCCAUGAGUAUGAGGAAGUGAGGAUGCCUAGGAGAUACGAUGAGCUGGGACCUCUGUAUGAAGUCUGGUACCCCGAGGAGGCACCAAGGAUUCAUGAGUACGCUCAGGCCUAUCAAUCGAGCGGAGCAUCUCUGGGUAGCUAUGCAGAAAUGAUGCAGAUCUAUGACUCCGUGGUGGAUUACCUUCCCCUGGACAGAGAUCUGCCCUUUGAGCAACAAGGGGAACUGGUCUAA